GCUUUGGAGCACCGGGGCGGGAUCCAGGCUACAGCCGCGGGAGGUCCGGACGGAGGCAGCCAUGGGACUCCCGGGUGACAGAAGACACAAUUCUUAACUGGGUUGCUCUGAGAACAGAUGUCUGAACCAUCUCAUCAUGGCCUGUAGAGGAGUAGAUGGGCGUGGGCAGCCUCCCUCAGGGACACUUUCUUGGUCUGGCCCUCCAACUUUUUCCGCCAAUAGUACCCACGCCCAUAAUGUAUGCAUGGUUUCUGACUUUUUCUACCCAAAUAUGGGCGGCGUGGAAAGCCACAUUUACCAGCUCUCUCAGUGCCUGAUUGAAAGAGGGCACAAGGUCAUAAUUGUUACCCAUGCUUAUGGAGAUCGAAAAGGCAUCCGCUACCUCACUAAUGGCCUCAAAGUUUAUUACUUGCCUCUCAGAGUCAUGUACAACCAGUCUACGGCCACAACUCUCUUUCACAGUCUGCCAUUGCUCAGGUACAUAUUUGUUCGGGAGAGAAUUACGAUAAUCCAUUCCCACAGUUCUUUUUCUGCCAUGGCCCAUGAUGCUCUCUUUCACGCCAAGACAAUGGGGCUCCAGACAGUCUUCACGGACCAUUCCCUUUUUGGAUUUGCUGAUGUCAGCUCGGUGCUUACAAACAAGCUUCUAACUGUGUCUCUUUGUGAUACAAACCACAUCAUUUGUGUCUCUUAUACUAGUAAGGAAAAUACUGUACUAAGAGCAGCACUGAAUCCUGAAAUAGUGUCUGUCAUUCCUAAUGCUGUAGAUCCUACUGACUUCACUCCAGAACCAUGUAGGAGGCAUGAUAGUGUAAUAACUAUUGUUGUUGUCAGCAGACUUGUUUACAGAAAAGGGACUGAUUUGCUUAGUGGUAUAAUACCUGUACUCUGUCAGAAAUAUCAAGAAUUAAAUUUCCUAAUUGGAGGAGAGGGACCAAAGAGAAUCAUUUUGGAAGAAGUACGGGAAAGAUACCAACUACAUGACAGGGUGCAUCUUCUGGGAGCAUUAGAACACAAAGAUGUUAGAAAUGUCUUAGUUCAAGGACAUAUUUUUCUUAACACCUCCCUCACUGAAGCGUUCUGCAUGGCGAUCGUGGAAGCAGCCAGUUGUGGUUUGCAGGUUGUAAGUACCAAGGUUGGUGGAAUUCCUGAAGUACUUCCAGAAAGUCUUAUUAUUUUAUGUGAGCCUUCAGUAAAAUCUUUGUGUGAAGGAUUGGAAAAGGCUAUUUUCCAAGUGAAGUCGGGGACAUUGCCAGCUCCAGAAAAUAUCCAUAAUGUAGUAAAGACUUUCUACACCUGGAGUAAUGUGGCCGAGAGGACUGAAAAAGUAUAUGAGCGGGUAUCGAAGGAAGAUGUGUUGCCGAUGCACAAGAGAGUCAACAGGCUCAUUUCUCACUGUGGCCCAGUUACAGGCUACAUUUUUGCUUUGCUGGCCGUGUUCAGCUAUCUCUUCCUCAUUUUCUUGAGAUGGAUGACUCCAGAUUCUAUUAUUGAUGUGGCAGUAGACGCUACUGGGCCAAGGGGAGCCUGGACUCAUCAACAGUCUCGUAAUAAAAAAGGGGGCAACAAUGAUGAGGUAUCAGAAACCAGGUAGAAACAAGUCAGAGGUCUGAAGCUUUAGACACUAUUAACACGAUUGAAAGUAACUUUCCUCUUUUGUUUUCGGGUUUCAAAGUUCAUUUGGUAAAUUAUGCUACCUCUGUGUCAUUCAGUUGUUUGUUUUUUUGGUUUUUUUUUUUUUUUUAAGAAAGAUAAAUAUGCAAUUCCUGAGUGUAGAAACUCUUGCACUUUGAAAUUUUAAGGGAGAACGGUUAAACCACUCAGGUAUGAAAUUUUUCAGAUUACUGAAAUCCCUCUAGCAGAGAUGUUUUAACAUUAUAUUUUGGGAGCUUUGGGUGCUGAAGGGCCAAAUGUUUCUGGAUCUUUUUGGCCAGUUUUUUAACAUUAUACCGUUAAUCCUACAUUUACCAGAUGUUUACAAACUUUCUUUAGGGAGGUACCGUUAUGUGAACUAUUUUAAGACAAGUUCUUGUAUCUGUCAUUGAAAAUGGAAUUCAUGCUCUUAGAUACUUGUUGGGUUCAUUCAGGAAGUGUUACAUGUAAUCUCAUUUCUUGAGCAAGAUGGUCUAUUGGCAGCCAGCAUAUUAGCAGCACCUGCUACAUACGAAGUGUUGCAUUAGAUGGUUCCUACCACUAAGGCCUAAUCAACAUGAAGUGGUAAAAUAGCCAACAUGCCCAAAAUGCUCAAGCUACGUAAUGCCAGGAAGUCAUCGCUGGCAUACUCAAGUAUUUCUCUGAUGUGCUAGUAUGCAUUUUCCUAGGAAGAACCCUUGUCCUCAUGUGUGUGAGUGAAGAGAUGCUGCUUUUUAAGUUCUAGGACCGAUAUCACUGUUGAUACUAGUGCAGACAAACCCUCCGCCUUGGCUAUAUGCAAUUGAGUUCCCAGUAAAAAUGCCUUUGUGGUUUUUGAGAAGAGCUUAAUAGGUGUGCCGUCUCCAAACCAGCUGCUGUUCUGUCCUUUUGAUGGAAGUCACUCUCCUUCACCAUGGCCUGGCCAAUGUCUGAUAAGUAUUGCCAGUGUACAAAAAGGCUUUCCUCCAGAACAUUUUUAUUUCUGGCAAAUGAAGUCUAAAACUGACGCAAUGCCGUCUCUGUGGGUAGAUUUUGUUAACUGAUCAUUGUUGCCCAGAGCCAUGGUUUUUUUUCUUUUUUUCAAUCCCAAAUUAUCCCUAUGAUCUGUAUUAUUCUCCUUUGAACUCUUUAGAAUAAGUUUCUGGGAGUAAAGGACUGAAAUCAAAACAGUAAGGCGUUUGCAGUGCACUGGAGUCUAUCAGUAUUGUGAUUCUGUACAGGAUUUUGUAAUAACAACAUUUGCAAAACUUCUUUUUAAAAAGUAUCUUAACAUGCCUGUUACUUGGUUGCCACUGAUAUAAAAGAGAUAUAUUUGUGUUUUGUUUGUAUGAAAACACAAAUGCUAGAGAGUAAUUUUUACAAUAUAGAAGUUAGGGAUUCUUUUAUCGGAGAAAAAUGAACUGGUCCAAACCAUUCACUCUUACUAGAAUUUUAAUGCAUUAAGACAGACAUACAGAUACGAAAUAAACAGUGCCAAUAUUCACAGUACUGUGAAACUGUUUAACAUUUGGUUUCCUUUAUUCUGCUAUACGGUUUUUAAAGGCACACCACAGCACUACUUUUUUUAUGUUUGCUUUCAAUUUUUCUCAAAAUUGUCAUCGAAUUCUUCAGUUGUCCUUUAUUUAAGAUGAAUAUAGGAUUUUAAAUUACUUAUGUGUGUAAAUGUGUAAUUUAUGAAUUAAAAUUAUUUUCCUUUUUUAACAAAUGGAAAUAAAUUUGUUUGUCUGACAUAAAUAAUUUUCAGGCUUCCUGGAUACCUUAAUUAAAACUGGCCAGUAGGUGGAAAGGAAACAUUGUUCGACUUUGCUACUUGAAAUUAUUUGAAAGUGAAAUUAACCUUGAUGAGCAAUUUAAAAAGAUACUGUAUUCCUUUUGAUGGUACAGUUAUACACAUAAAACUGGUCUGUGAAAACAUGCUCAAGUCUAGAAAU
This is a messenger RNA of Nannospalax galili (Upper Galilee mountains blind mole rat), 3563 nucleotides long. RefSeq names its product phosphatidylinositol glycan anchor biosynthesis class A (gene Piga). NCBI's taxonomy places the organism in Eukaryota, Metazoa, Chordata, Mammalia, Rodentia, Spalacidae. Gene Ontology annotation, cellular component: glycosylphosphatidylinositol-N-acetylglucosaminyltransferase (GPI-GnT) complex. Gene Ontology annotation, biological process: GPI anchor biosynthetic process. The coding region runs from base 137 to 1594 and encodes 485 amino acids. The transcript is spliced from 6 exons. The record is from RefSeq and is a predicted model, not a curated record. Gene Ontology annotation, molecular function: phosphatidylinositol N-acetylglucosaminyltransferase activity.